AUGGGUGUGACUAGAAGACUCUCACUUGUGUUGGCAGUUUGUGUCUUUAUUGCUGUGCAUGUGCAAGUUUUGAUCAACGCAGACUCCGUUAGCGUCAACGCUGCAAAGUUAAAUCAGAAGUUUUUCUCGAUGUUCACUGAAACGAACAGUAGGAUUGUUGCCCCUGUCGGACUUUUAGACGUCAAAGAUCUAAAAGACAGGCCUGACAUCGUGCAAUGGCCAGGAUCUCGUACUAGCAAGAUCGAUCUUCUUUUUGUCAUGGACAAUUCCGGCAGCAUCGGCAGUACUAACUUCGUUAAGCAAAAGACCUUUGUCAGUCUGAUGAUCGACCACGCCUUAACAGUCACGUGCACCAAAUCGGUCCGAAUCGCAAUUAUCAGUUUUGCUACGUCGUCUGAGAUUACGGUCGAGUUUGAUUUCAAUGAUUACUCGGGAUCGGCGACUCCUCGCGUUGAUCUGAAGAAUGCAGUCAAUCGUAUUGUCUACGUCCACGGCGGAGCAACCAAUACUGCCGGUGCUCUAGACAAAGCGCAUUCGCUAUUCAAUGACGCGUCCAGAGGAGCGAGAUCGGAUGCGACCAGACUUGUUUUCGUGCUUACAGACGGAAAAUCGAAUCAAGGUGGAGCUCCCGGCCCCAAGGCAGACGUUCUACGAAACACAGACGGUGCUACGGUUAUGGCAAUGGGCGUCGCUAAUUUUGGUUCCACGAGCAGUCAGAACGAGUUGAAUGCCAUUGCUUCAGAUCCCGACGUCGAUCACAAGUAUGUAGUAAAUGACUUCAACGACAUGGACGACAUUGCUGCUGAGUUUGGUGCAAAACGUAGGUGUAAUGUGAUUGACUUGGCAACUCAUCGACCGGAAGACUGGAACUCUAUCGUGACCGGAUUCAAAACCAUUAAGCAAAAUGGUGUCAUCAACGACCUCGCAGCACUUCACAAUCAAAUUUUUCCAUCAAUAUCGGCCCAUCGUGACGCCGGUUUCUUCCCCUGGCAUCGUUCUUUCCUCAGUAUGUUGGAGCACGCUUUACAAAUCGCUCAAAACGACGUCUCACUUCGUCUCCCAUACUGGGAUUGGUCAGGAGAACAUGUUGCCACGUCGACCAUCUGGGCUCAUUUGGGCAGCGGUUCUCUCAACGACGGAGCAGGCCCCAACAAUUGUGUCAAUAGCGGACACUUUAGUCAAGCGUUGUGGCAUCCCGAUCCAUCCGAAUGUAUCGUACGGAAUGUCUUCAAUCCCGUGCCCGGAACGCAACAGGCAUCACAAGCACAACUGAACAAUGACCGCACGAGCAAUCCAAUCUACGACAACUUUCGUCGAAAGACCGAGGCAGGUGGAGCCCGACACAACACUUUACACGGUCGAUUUGGAGUUUGGUCCGACAUGAAUUCGGGUAGCUCACCACGUGAUCCUCUUUUCUAUUUGCAUCACUGUUUUAUUGACAAACUGUGGCACGAUUGGCAAGAAUUGUAUGGGGACGAUGAAAGUAACUAUCCAUCCGACGGUACUCCUGGUGUAGUCUACACACUUAAUAGUGUAAUGAAUUUCUUAACUGCUGCUUAUCCGGGAGGAACAGACCUGUUAAAGAAGUCAGCAUGGAGACGACCAAAGAAUGUUCUCAAGGUUAUAGACUUGGGUUACACGUAUGAUCAAUCUAGUGGGCAAACGCUUGGACGCAAGAAGAGAAAAGCUGACAAGCCAGCCCUUACCUUAAAAGAAUCCAUUGAACGUGAACGUCCAAUAGUCCCUGAACCCAAGCCGGUCGACCCUGAACUCAAACCGUUCGACCUUGCAGAAAUGGAAAAACUCAAUGCAGAUAAACUCCCAUCAAUCCCUAGGCGUACUGUCUCUACAAUUGAACAAAUAAUUGCAAGUAAUCGUCCAAACGCCCCUGCGCCCGAUCUGUCCGUCUCCACACUCAGAACAAUGAUUGCCAGGAAACGUCCAACGCGCCAACAGGUUGCUCAAUGGGAUUUCGAUACUCAGUGUUGGUUUAAAAGCGAUUUGCUUACACCAAGCCAACAAGCUCUGUGUAUUGAUCGAGGAUUAAUGGUAAGUGCACGUGUCCUUGCCUUACCUUGCAUGCACUAAAAUCUCUUUCCUUUCCAUGUACUUUUCUUUUCUCCGUUCACUUCAAUUCUUCAGCCUGGUAUUCGUCUUGUAAACGGUCCAAAUCAAUAUGAAGGUCGAGUAGAAAUCUUGGUUGGUGGCCACUACCACGCAGUCUGUUCAGAUGGUUGGAAUAAUGUUGACGCCAACAUUGUGUGUGGCCAACUGGGAUAUUCCACCGGGCAAGCAACUUCAGGAACCCGAUGGGGCUACAGCAAGAAACCGUACGUUAUCAGCCGAGUAGGAUGCGCAGGCAAUGAAAAAUACAUUCAAGAUUGUCCUCGGUACAACAUAGGAACAACCUACCAAGGUGGAUAUUGUCCCAUUUUUAGAUAUGCUGGAGUCAAGUGCAAUCCAGGUGUUCGGUUUACUAGAAAUGGUUCACCAACUACCAGCCCCAAUGGCUACUUACAAGUGUAUGACAGUUCAACUAAACGAUGGGGUCCCGUUUGUGGUGGUUCUGCCUGGGGCAACAGACAGCGAACAGAUGCCUGCCAACAAGCUGGGUUUGGCCCUACAUAUCCUGUUAAAGGAACG
This is a messenger RNA of Corticium candelabrum, 2643 nucleotides long. RefSeq lists its product as uncharacterized. Bases 1 to 2088 code for a protein of 695 amino acids. Gene Ontology annotation, molecular function: oxidoreductase activity. Lineage: Eukaryota; Metazoa; Porifera; Homoscleromorpha; Homosclerophorida; Plakinidae. The record is from RefSeq and is a predicted model, not a curated record. The transcript is spliced from 6 exons.